AUGGGCCAAGGAGGAUCAGGACCCGGAACAGGCGCCAGUGGUUUGAUGGACGGUAUAGCUUUGUGGGAGAGGCAUCAAGGCAUCAAUCAGUACUCAACCACCGUGCUCUGGGGUGCCAUUGGAGAGAUCGGUCUGCGAAAGGCCAUCUACGGCUCUCGUGACGUCUUCGCACAGUUCGACCUGGGACAGAAGCUCAUCGGACCGGCCGACACCUCCUUCCUCGAGAAGCAGGUCUGCUGCAAUCCCUUGACUUGGGACUUCGUUGGCCUGGCCUACCUGGACAACACCUGGCAGGACUCGCUGUCAGGCCGGGGCGGCGGUGGCUUGUCGAGCCGCAAGACCUUCCUGGACAAUUGA
Molecule: messenger RNA, 357 nt
Organism: Symbiodinium necroappetens
Lineage: Eukaryota; Dinophyceae; Suessiales; Symbiodiniaceae
Source: the annotation of a GenBank genome assembly